GUUGCCUAUCCUGAAACUUGACAGUUAACAGCCGCACAUCAACUUGUUUGUGUUGUGUGUGUCUAAUCCAGUGUAUUUCCCUUAUUUUGUCUCACAAUGAACAUAUACGAACAAGAUGAAGACCAAUUCGACGAUGAAGACUCCGAAGAGAUCAGUUCCGAGCUGUGGCAAGAAGCUUGUUGGAUCGUUAUUAACGCCUACUUUGACGAAAAAGGUCUCGUCCGGCAGCAACUGGACAGUUUCGACGAGUUUAUCCAAAUGUCCGUGCAACGUAUCGUGGAAGAUUCGCCCCAAAUAGAUCUGCAAGCCGAAGCUCAACACACCAGUGGAGAACUAGAAAACCCGUCCCACUAUUUACUAAAGUUCGAACAAAUUUAUCUUUCCAAACCCACCCAUUGGGAGAAAGAUGGUGCUCCUUCACCCAUGAUGCCAAAUGAAGCGCGCUUGAGAAACCUAACCUAUUCAGCGCCGCUGUAUGUGGAUAUUACAAAAACGAUAGUCAAGGAUGGAGAGGAUCCUAUUGAAACUCAACACCAAAAGACGUUUAUUGGAAAAAUUCCGAUUAUGUUGAGGAGUACGUAUUGUUUGUUGAAUGGUUUGACUGAUCGUGAUUUGACUGAGUUAAACGAAUGCCCUUUGGAUCCCGGGGGUUAUUUUAUUAUUAACGGGUCUGAGAAGGUUUUGAUUGCGCAGGAAAAAAUGGCCACGAAUACGGUGUACGUUUUUUCAAUGAAGGAUGGAAAGUAUGCAUUCAAGUCUGAAAUUAGGUCAUGUUUGGAACAUAGUUCAAGACCGACGUCUACUCUUUGGGUGAAUAUGAUGGCUAGAGGUGGUCAAGCGAUAAAGAAAGCAGCGAUUGGUCAACGUAUCAUUGCAAUCUUGCCAUACAUUAAGCAAGAAAUUCCGAUCAUGAUUGUAUUCAGAGCGUUGGGGUUUGUGGCUGACCGUGAUAUCCUAGAACACAUUAUUUACGAUUUCGAGGAUCCUGAGAUGAUGGAGAUGGUGAAACCAUCCCUCGACGAAGCUUUCGUAAUCCAGGAACAGAACAUAGCUUUGAAUUUUAUUGGUAGCAGAGGGGCAAGACCUGGAGUCACUAAAGAGAAACGUGUAAAAUACGCCCGAGAAAUUCUCCAGAAGGAAAUGUUGCCACAUGUGGGUGUCUCCGACUUCUGUGAAACCAAAAAAGCGUACUUUUUGGGGUACAUGGUACAUAGAUUGCUCUUGGCUGCGCUGGGUCGGCGCGAGUUAGACGACCGCGAUCACUACGGUAACAAAAGAUUGGAUUUAGCCGGACCUCUACUCGCCUUCUUGUUCCGAGGACUCUUCAAAAACCUAAUGAAAGAAGUACGAAUGUAUGCACAGAAAUUCAUUGAUAGAGGAAAAGACUUCAAUUUGGACCUCGCCAUUAAAACUAAAUUGAUCACAGAUGGCUUGCGUUACUCUCUAGCUACUGGUAAUUGGGGCGACCAGAAAAAAGCCCAUCAAGCUCGUGCCGGUGUCUCCCAGGUACUUAACCGGUUGACUUUUGCCUCAACCUUGUCCCAUUUGAGACGCGUCAACUCCCCCAUUGGUCGUGACGGAAAGUUGGCUAAACCCAGACAGCUCCACAAUACCUUGUGGGGUAUGAUAUGUCCCGCUGAAACUCCAGAGGGCGCUGCUGUCGGUCUCGUCAAGAAUCUUGCUCUCAUGGCGUAUAUAUCAGUAGGAUCGCAACCUUCUCCAAUUUUGGAGUUCUUGGAGGAGUGGUCUAUGGAGAACUUGGAGGAAAUCGCACCGUCUGCGAUCGCUAACGCGACUAAGAUUUUCGUUAAUGGGUGCUGGGUUGGGAUUCAUAGAGAUCCGGAGCAGUUGAUGGCGACUUUGAGGAAGUUGAGGCGACAGAUGGAUAUUAUAGUGUCUGAGGUGUCCAUGAUUCGGGACAUCAGGGAUAGAGAAAUCAGGAUUUAUACUGACGCUGGGAGGAUUUGUAGGCCGUUGUUGAUUGUUGAAAACGGAUCUUUGUUGUUGAAGAAGCGACAUAUUGACAUGUUGAAGGAAAGAGAGUACAAUAAUUACGGGUGGCAGGUUUUGGUGGCCUCUGGUGUUGUCGAAUAUAUAGAUACUUUGGAGGAAGAAACCGUGAUGAUUGCUAUGUCGCCGGAUGAUUUGAGGCAGGAGAAAGAGUAUGCUUAUUGUACCACGUAUACGCAUUGUGAGAUUCACCCGGCGAUGAUUUUGGGUGUUUGCGCGUCUAUUAUUCCGUUUCCGGAUCACAACCAGAGUCCUAGGAAUACUUAUCAAAGCGCUAUGGGUAAACAAGCCAUGGGUGUGUACAUCACAAACUUCCAUGUCCGCAUGGACACUCUAGCUCACGUUCUGUACUACCCCCAUAAACCACUGGUAACCACAAGGUCCAUGGAAUACCUUAGGUUUAGAGAGUUACCAGCAGGAAUUAACAGUAUUGUCGCUAUUGCCUGCUACACAGGUUAUAACCAGGAAGAUUCCGUUAUUUUGAAUGCAUCUGCCGUGGAAAGAGGAUUCUUUAGAUCUGUGUUCUACCGUUCUUAUAAAGACGCAGAGUCCAAGAGAAUAGGAGAUCAAGAAGAGCAGUUUGAGAAACCCACACGUCAAACAUGCCAGGGUAUGCGUAACGCCCUGUAUGAUAAAUUGGACGACGAUGGUAUUAUUUCGCCCGGGAUUCGUGUCUCUGGUGACGAUGUAGUAAUUGGGAAGACGAUGACUUUGCCGGAAAACGACGACGAGCUCGAUGGCACAACUAAACGUUUUACCAAACGCGACGCCUCCACCUUCCUCCGCAACAGCGAAACCGGUGUAGUGGACCAAGUAAUGUUAACCCUGAACUCCGAAGGGUACAAGUUUUGCAAAAUUCGUGUCCGGUCAGUCCGUAUUCCACAAAUCGGCGACAAAUUCGCCUCACGUCACGGACAGAAAGGAACCUGCGGAAUUCAAUACCGUCAAGAAGACAUGAUCUUCACCAGCGAAGGUCUCACCCCCGACAUCAUUAUCAACCCCCACGCCAUCCCCUCCCGUAUGACAAUCGGUCACUUGAUCGAGUGCAUCCAAGGAAAAGUCUCUGCCAACAAGGGCGAAAUCGGCGACGCGACUCCAUUCAACGACGCCGUCAACGUACAAAAAAUUUCCACUCUUUUACAAGAGUACGGUUAUCAAUUGAGAGGCAACGAAGUCAUGUACAACGGACACACGGGCAGAAAAAUCAACGCCCAGAUUUUCUUAGGACCGACAUACUACCAGCGUUUGAAGCACAUGGUGGACGAUAAAAUUCACUCGAGAGCGAGAGGACCAGUGCAGAUUUUAGUAAGACAGCCCAUGGAAGGUAGGGCCAGGGACGGUGGUCUACGUUUCGGGGAGAUGGAGCGGGAUUGCCAGAUUUCGCACGGAGCGGCACAGUUCCUAAGGGAGAGAUUGUUUGAAGUCUCGGAUCAGUACAGGAUACAUGUUUGCAAUUUCUGCGGAUUGAUCGCGAUCGCGAAUAUGAGAAACAACACGUUUGAGUGUAAGGGAUGUAAGAAUAAGACGCAGAUUUCGCAAGUACGACUGCCGUAUGCGGCGAAAUUGUUAUUCCAGGAGUUGAUGUCGAUGAAUAUCGCGCCGAGGUUGAUGGUGUUGUAAGUACGAAACGUGUAUUUUUGGAAGUGUUUUUUUAUAGGGUAGAAUAAAUAUCUUAAGAUUGUA
This is a messenger RNA of Zophobas morio, 3693 nucleotides long. RefSeq names its product RNA polymerase II subunit B (gene RpII140). The record is from RefSeq and is a predicted model, not a curated record. Lineage: Eukaryota; Metazoa; Arthropoda; Insecta; Coleoptera; Tenebrionidae. Gene Ontology annotation, biological process: DNA-templated transcription. Bases 97 to 3630 code for a protein of 1177 amino acids. Gene Ontology annotation, molecular function: ribonucleoside binding; DNA binding. The transcript has 6 exons. Gene Ontology annotation, cellular component: RNA polymerase II, core complex.